UUGUUUUUGGCUGAAGAUUUAUGAAUUAAUCUUAAAAAUCUCCUGUAGAUAAUUAUUUGUUUCAGCUAGGAUUGUUAAGAUAAUCUCACAGGGUUUCUGAAAAGCUCAGUAUUAGUCAUGAGGAUUUUAAAUGAAUCGUUACGUAGUCUUGAGAGGUUUUAGAUGAGUGCUGAUAAGUAUGAGAAUUUUUAGUCUUAAGUUAGUUUUAAGGGAUUCUGUUUUUCCUGAAGAUUUUCUUUGAUCCUGCAGAGCAAAAAUAUCUAACCAAGUGAGGAUAUCUUGAAUAAAAGAACAUCUAACAUUAUCUAACAUUAUUAUAAAACGAAUGGAAGACCAUUACGUCUAUUUCUAAACACAUUUACUCAUUUCGAGCUUAAAAAUGUUUUAUUCUGUUGGCAGACAAUUUUGCUUCUUUCUAAAAAUAAACGCUUUAAAUAGGAAAAUUAUCCUCCAAUAGAAUAAGACCAGUUUAAACUUGAAAUGAGUUUAAAUAUUUAGAAAUGGGCUUAAUAAUUUUAGACUUGUUACAAAACAAUCUAAUAAAGAGAAAUAUUGGUUGAAUAUUCACAAUAUUUUUACACGUAUCAUUUUAUAAGGAUCUUCUGUUGGUCCUGCAAGGUUUUGUCUCGGUUCUGAUGAGUUCUGAUGAGUUCUGGGUUCACGCUGUGGGUCAGUGAUGCGGAGUUUGUAGUUAGUUCUGAUAAAUGUCAUGUUUGUUCUUGGGAUUUUAAGCGGCUCUGAAGGAUUUCGUCUCAGUCCUGCAGAGUUCUAGAUGUUUAGGUUAGUCUUUACUCAGUUUAAGUUAGUCUUUACUCAGUUUAAGUUAGUCUUUACUCAGUUUAAGUUAGUCUUGAGAGGGUUUAAUGAGUUAUGGUUUAGUUUUCAGUUUGAGGACCUGAAGAGUUCUAGUUUUUAUCCUGGUUAGUAUAAUGUUCCAUUCUGAAGCAGGUCUGAGAGAGGGUAAGUCUUAGUCUUUAGUUUCAGUCCUGAACAUUUCUGUCUUAGUCCUGAGCAGUUUUAGGUUCUGGGUUUUGAAGAAUUAAACAUUAUUUUUAGGAGUUUUAUGUUGUGAUGUGUGUUAGACCAGCCCUGAGCUACAGGUUAGUCCUGAAGAGUUUCUCUCAGUUUUGAGGAUUUAGGGUUUAGAUUCAUCCUGAGAGAUUUUCUGUCUGUCUUACAAGGUUUUUGUUUCAGUCCUGAUCAGUUCUCAUGUAUAAUGAUGCAUGAUUGUGAAUGUAGAAGUAAUAUUUUGGUGUGUUUGUGUCCCUCAGUCCUGCUCCUGCACUGCUCUUUAGCACUGGUGUCCUUUUCCUCACCGGUCAAACCACGCGGCGCACAAAACAGCGACUUCAAGUCCAACGUGCAGGACGCACAGAGUCUGGUCAAUAAGAUGCUGAAGAAUAUUCCUGCGGUGCACAAAUCCUGUGUAAAAAAGCAGUUUACGAGCGACCCCUUCAGUCUGGAGUACAUCAGGGAGACCUUGGCGAUUCCUUCUCCACCCAAACUCGCUCCUAUCUCAGAAACACACACUCUGGAGAUGAAUUUGGGCCGAAUAUCUGAGGGUCUGCAGCUCCAUCAGCAUCUUCUGCAGGAAGUGAAGGAGAAAGUGGAUUGCUCAGGAGAACUAACACCGUUACUGGCUGAGAUCAGUGAGCUGAACACACACAUCAAUAAGGUGCAGGCGCUGGCCGGUAUUCCUGCUUCUAAACCUCAGCUCGGCUCCGUGUCUGUCCUGUCUGCUCUCAGUAAAGACGAUUAUAACCUGAACGUCGGCGUUCACCUGCUGCUGGAGCAGCUGCGUGCGUUCGCUCAGGACACUGCACGCGCCUUACGAGAAAUUCAGCACUCCCACUCUCACUUUUAGCUGAAGACAAGAUAACAUACUUUCAUACUUUCUCCUUUUUAUAUGAAAUGCUAUUUAUUUAUUUAUUUUUUGGGAAAAAAAAAUAUUUAUAUAUUUAUUUUUGUACUGCAAACAUGAAUUGAUGCAUUGGCUGUUUAGAUUGUAUAAAUGCAAACAUCGUUAUUCACAGACAUUUGAGAGACAAAUACACUAUAUGGCCAAAAGUAUGUGCACCCUUGGAAAGCUUCCCAGAAGAGUGGAGCUCAUUAUAACAGCAAACACACGGGAAUAAAUCUGUGUUAAUGCCCAGAAGUUUUGCACAUAUGGGUGUCAGGUGUCCACAUACUUUUGGCCAUGUGGUGUAUUUGUUUGUUUGUUUGUUGGAUAACGUUGGUCACACGCUCAGGUUAAUGUUUGGAAUUUUAUAUUAAUAAAAUUGUUUACCACCACUGAGAAGGAAUUAAACCCUAAUCGUAACAAAAAUGUUAUGGUUCUCCAAAGAGUGGGCGUGGUGGAGUUAUUAAUCAUUUGAUUAACCAUCAUUAGUCAAUUACGCACAUUUGAAUUAAUUAAUUAAGGUUUAAAUAGAAGGGAAAAAAUUCAGCUUAAGUGUAAAAAAAUAAGUUUAAGA
Messenger RNA from Pangasianodon hypophthalmus (striped catfish), 2474 nucleotides. RefSeq lists its product as uncharacterized. Lineage: Eukaryota; Metazoa; Chordata; Actinopteri; Siluriformes; Pangasiidae. The coding region runs from base 1217 to 1864 and encodes 215 amino acids. Gene Ontology annotation, cellular component: extracellular region. Gene Ontology annotation, biological process: neutrophil differentiation; macrophage differentiation; myeloid cell development. Gene Ontology annotation, molecular function: cytokine activity. The record is from RefSeq and is a predicted model, not a curated record. The transcript has 4 exons.